AUGGUGACCGUGCCUUCCGGGUUUUCUGCGCAGCAGCGUAGCAACCCUUUUGCCCGCACCCCGUCAGCCUCGCCGGCGCCUGGUAACAGCAGCGCCGCCGGCCGGCCCAAAUCAGUUCUCUUCUCAACGCCUGCACCAACAUCCCCCGCACGGCCAUCACACAGUCGCUCUCAGUCACAAGCAACACCGUCUAGCAUGAACGGCCUUGUUAGGUCGGGGAGUGUCUCGCGGAAUGGCUACGACCGUUCCCGGGAGGGCACCCCUGCCUCAGGCACCUUUGCCCCUUCAUUCAUCAAGACCGAGGAGAUGAAGCAGCGCAGCAUUGACGUCGUCCGCGGUAUCGAGGGCGAGAACGACUUCUCAGGCAAGCGAUAUGUCUGGCUGAAAGACCCGCAAACUGCCUUUGUCAAGGGCUGGAUCGUUGAAGAGCUGGGACCUAAUCGUAUUCUCGUGCAGUGCGAGGAUGGCAGCCAGCGCGAGAUCGAUGCGGAGAGCGUCGACAAAGUGAACCCCGCCAAAUUCGAUAAGGCGAACGACAUGGCCGAGCUGACGCACCUCAACGAGGCCUCUGUCGUGCACAACUUGCACAUGCGGUACCAAGCCGACCUCAUCUACACAUACUCGGGCCUCUUCUUGGUCACUGUCAACCCCUACUGCCCGCUCCCGAUCUACUCGAAUGAGUACAUCAACAUGUACAAAGGCCGCAAUCGGGAAGACACAAAGCCGCAUAUCUACGCCAUGGCUGAUGAGGCAUUUCGGAACCUGGUCGACGACGGUGAGAACCAGAGCAUCCUCGUCACGGGCGAGUCUGGCGCUGGUAAGACGGAAAACACCAAAAAGGUCAUUCAAUACUUGGCUGCCGUGGCCCACAGCGACACGCCGACUGGCAAGAGUCGGGGCUCACAGCAUUCCAACCUCUCUGCUCAGAUCCUACGCGCGAACCCGAUCCUUGAAGCGUUUGGUAACGCGCAGACCGUCCGCAACAACAACUCUUCCCGCUUCGGAAAAUUUAUCCGUAUCGAGUUCCACAACAAUGGCUCCAUAGCUGGCGCCUUCAUUGAGUGGUACUUGCUCGAAAAGUCGCGCGUCGUCCGCAUCAACAGCCAGGAGCGGAACUACCACAUUUUCUACCAGCUGCUCAAGGGUGCUGAUCGCCGCCUGCGGCAAGAGUUGUUGCUGGACAGCAUGGGUGUCGAGGACUUUGCCUAUACUCGCGAAGGCAAUGAUGUCAUUAGCGGUGUCUCGGACCAGGACGAGUGGGAGUCUCUGAUGGAGGCUUUCUCGAUCAUGGGCUUCUCAGAGCAGGACCAGACAUCCGUUCUUCGGACAAUAGCGGCUGUGCUGCAUCUCGGCAACAUCACUGUCAUGAACGAAAGCCGCGGUGCCGAUCAGGCACGCUUGGCGCCGGACGCCAAGGUCCACGCCGAGCGUCUCUGCAGACUUCUCGGUGUCCCUGUUGAGCCUUUCCUCAAGGGCUUGCUACACCCCCGCGUGAAGGCAGGCCGUGAGUGGGUUGAAAAGGUGCAGACGCCUGAUCAAGUGCGCCUCAGCAUCGACGCCUUGGCAAAGGGUAUCUAUGAACGCGGAUUCGGUGAUCUUGUGACACGCAUCAACCGUCAGCUCGACCGCGCUGGCAUGAUGGGCAUGGAUGACUCUCGUUUCAUCGGCGUACUCGAUAUUGCUGGUUUCGAGAUUUUUGAGGAGAACAGCUUCGAACAGCUUUGCAUCAACUACACCAACGAGAAGCUGCAGCAGUUCUUUAAUCACCACAUGUUUGUUCUCGAGCAGGAGGAGUACGCUCGGGAGCAGAUUGAGUGGCAAUUCAUUGACUUUGGCCGCGACCUGCAACCGACCAUUGAUCUCAUUGAGUUGUCUAAUCCGAUUGGUAUUUUCUCGUGCCUCGACGAAGACUGUGUCAUGCCCAAGGCCACAGACAAGUCCUUUACCGAAAAGCUCAACUCUCUCUGGGAGAAGAAGUCGACCAAGUACCGACCAUCACGACUGCGGAAUGGCUUUAUCCUGACGCAUUACGCCGCUGAGGUCGAAUACUCAACCAACAACUGGCUGGAAAAGAACAAGGACCCGCUGAAUGACAACAUUACCCGACUUCUCGCCGCUUCCACGGACAAGCAUGUCGCCAGCCUGUUUGCAGAUUGCGCUGACCAAGACGAUGAACAUAGUGCUGCCGCCGUCGGUCGGAGCAGCCGAGUCAAGAAGGGCCUUUUCCGCACUGUAGCCCAGAGACACAAGGAGCAGCUUGCGCAGCUCAUGGCGCAGCUGCAUUCAACACACCCGCACUUUGUCCGCUGUAUUCUGCCGAACCACAAGAAGCGUCCCAAGCAAUUCAACAACCUCUUGGUCCUGGACCAGCUUCGUUGCAAUGGUGUUUUGGAGGGUAUUCGUAUUGCCCGAACUGGUUUCCCGAAUCGUCUUCCAUUUGCCGAGUUCCGCCAGCGGUAUGAAGUUCUCUGCCGUGACAUGCCAAAGGGCACCUACUUAGAGGGCCAGGCGGCGGCUGCCAUGAUCCUUGACAAACUUGGUAUGGAUAAGGCUCUCUUCCGCAUUGGUCUCACCAAAGUCUUCUUCCGCUCUGGCGUUUUGGCCGAGCUUGAAGAGCAGCGUGACGCUCUGAUCAACGAGAUAAUGUCUCGCUUCCAGGCUGUGGCACGCGGCUUCAGCCAGCGCCGGAUUGCCUACAAGCGUCUUUAUCGUGCCGAGGCGACACGCGUUAUCCAGCGCAACUUCCAUGCUUACCUCGACCUUUGCGAUAACCCCUGGUGGCAACUGCUGGUCAAGAUGCGGCCCCUGUUGGGUGCAACCCGCACGGCCACCGAGAUCAAGCGUCGCGAUGAGACCAUUCGCCAACUCCAAGACGAGAUGCAACAGCAUGCGGCAGGUCGCAUGAAGCUGGAAGACGACCGCCGUGCUACUCUGGCGGAAAUGGCCCGCAUCCAGCAAACGCUGGAAAGCGAGCGCGCCCUAGCUCUAGACAAAGAGGAGAUCUUUAAGCGCCUGCAACAGCGCGAAUCCGAGCUUGAGGAUAAGCUUGCUGGCGCCCUCGAUGACCAGGAACGCCUCGAGGACCAGCUUGACGAUCUCCUGGAUGCUAAGAAACGUGCUGGAGACGAAGUCGAGAAGUACCGCAUGCAGCUCGAACAGGCCGCUGGCAUCAUCGCGCGCCUUGAAGAAGAGAAGAAAGAGCUUGCACAGCAAAUCACCGACCUCGAGCAGACCAUGGAAGAUGCGGCGCAAAAGCAGUCUGAGCGCAGUGAGCAGGAAAUGGCUCUCGCUGACGAAGUCAAGAUGCUCCAGAGCCAGCUUUCCAUCAAGGAUCGCAAAGUGCAUGAUCUUGAGGGCCGCCUGCUUGCGGUCGACCAGGAUGCCGUUGUGAAGCUCGCCGCGGCGCAGAAAGAACUCCAGGCGUCGCGGUCCAAGGAACAACGACUUGCCAUGGAGAACCAGGACGCCCAGCAGCGGUUAGCACAGCUGUCUCAGACAUCGACAGACUACGAAGAUCUCGUGCGGCAAAAAGAAAGCGAGCUUGCCCUCCUGCGCAGCGACAACAAGAAGUACGAGGCGGAGCGCCGGUCGUUCGAAGACCACCGCCGUUUGCUCGCUGCCGAAAAGGAGAAGGCCGCAUCCCGCCUCCGUGAAGUACAGGCUGAGAUCGUUGCAAUGCGCUCCCAAGAGUCGCAGUUCCGUCGCGAGGCUGAGGAUGCCAAGAAGCUUCUUGAGGCACGCCUCUCUGAGGAUGCGCAGGCAGACCAGAACCGCCGUGUUCUGGAAUCUCAGAUCAAGGAUCUCAAGGAGGAGCUUUAUAAGAUCCAGAUGGAUCUUAGCCGUGAACGCCAAUCUCGCGACGACGUUCUCCUCCUCAGCGAGCACAAAUACCAGAAGCUGCAAGAAGAAUUUGACCACCUUAACGAGUCCAAGAUCAUCAUCGAGAAGGAGCUGUAUGCCCAACAGGACACUCUGCGGCGGACAAUGGAAGCCCGCAAAGCCAUUGAGAAGGAGCGCGACGACGCCCGCCAAGAAGUCCGCCGUCUUCGUGUCGCCAAGGCUGAGGCGGAGGAGGCUCGGAUGGAGGCUGAAACAUCCGGCGAGCGCCAAGCCCUGCGUAUGGCCAGAGAGCGUGAGGAGAGCCUCCUGCGUGAUCUGGAUGCUGCCCAAGAGCGUCUGCGUUGGUUCGAGGGCGAGCGCGCUCGCCUGAGCUCCGAAGUGGAGAGACUGAACAAGCUCAUUGUAUCGUCAGGCGAGUUCGGCCUGAAGAACGACCAGGCCAAGGAGCGGAUGGAGCGAGAGCUUCAGACUGUCAAGAGCCGCUUGACGGCAUCCGAAAAUGACAACCGGGCCCUGCUUAACAAGCUUCAGCAGAAGGGUCUGGAGAUAGCCCGAUCUACGUCCCGCGCAGGUGAGGCCUCGCGUGGCCAGAUUCAGAUUCUGCAGCGUGAAAAGGCGCGCCUUGAGGAGCUUAAUAAUAAGCUGAACAAGCAGCUCAGCGAGUCGCAGAUGACGUCCGCGUCUCUCGAGAAGAAGGUGGAGAAGCUGAACUUGGACCUGGAGGACAUGAACCAUGAAGUUGCUCGCGAGGUCAAAAGCAGCCGCAAUGCGGAGAAGGUGUCCUCCAACGCAACGUCGCAGCUCGCUGAGGUCAACCGGGCCAUGGAGGCAGAGCGCCAGUUGCGCGGCCAAGCCCAGGGCACUCUUCGGACGGUUCAAGCAACCCUUGAAGCGCGCGACCGGGAGCUCGCAGAUCUACGUGGUCAGAUGUUGUGCAUCCUCAAAACGGUGGAUCCUGCGUCGCCCGUUGUGAAUGUGCCCCCCGAAGGUGGGAAGGAGCGUUUCCCUACCAGCAAAGACUUCUUCGACUUGGCGCGCAAGAUCGAGGAGCUGCAGCAGGACCUUCGUGUGCAGCAAGCGGGCCGCAGUAAUGCCGAGGCUCAACUGGCAGACCUUCGCGCGCAGCAGCAGUCGUCUCCCGUGCAUCAGCGCGGCCUUCUCGAGGAGAUCAGCCCCAACGAGGCCCCGUACUUCAAUAACGGUUCACCGACACACACCAAGAAGACCAAGGCGGGCGGUACUCGUCGCAUCUCCAAUAGCCAGAUGAACAACACAGCGUCGACGCCACCACGACAACUGUCCUCUGCCAUGCCCGACUCUGCACGCUCGGACCGUACUGCAGAGAUUAUUAGCUUCAACAAUCGCAUGGAUCUCAAGGCUGAAAUGGAAGAGCUCCAGAACCAGCUGCAGCUUGCCCAAAUGCAGAAUCGGCACCUCCAGAGCCAGCUAGAGCGGGCUGAGUCGGCCGGCGCCAAAAACACCAACGAUGGCUCGAAGAACAACAACAGCCGUGUUGAGAAGCUUGAAAAAGCUAACAGCCGGCUGCACGACCUGCUCGACGACUCUGCGAAGAAGGUGUCGGCACUGGAGAAGGCUUUGCGUACCGGCGAGCUUUCACUUCACGACAUCCAGGCACGGUCGUACGAGGAGAUCCUUGACUUGCUUAACAGCCAAGAAGAGUCGCGCCGAUCUCUACUUCAUAGCCACAAGGACGCCGUUGCCGAGCUGACUGACAUCAAGGAGCACUUUGACAAGCUGCGCCAUGACCGUGCGCAGAUGGAAGUCGACCUCCGCGAUGCGAAGUCGGAGUUGCAGGAGAUGGGCCAGGCCCGCGAGCAGGAGGCUGCGAGCCGCAACCAGUUGCUGCAGGAGUUUGCGGAUCUGCAGAUCCGCCUCGACGCCGAAUCAUCCAAACUCGUCGAUGUGACGGCGAGUCUCAACCUGUACAAGGGCCGUGCCGACGAGUACUUUGGCAAGCUGGAGCAAGCUGAGAUGGCCGUUCUUAAGGCAACACGAGCCGAGCAGUUCGCCAAGACGCAGGCCCGCGAGGCCGAAGAGACCUACGCCGAGGUUAUGGCACAGCGCAAGAAGAUGGACACAAUGGUGGAGGACCUGCAGCGGCAAAACCAGCGCCUGGAGGAGCGUCUCGAGGAUCUGUCGACUGAUCUCGAGUCGGUGACGCAGGCGAAGAAGCGGCAGCAGCACGAGCUCGAGGACUACCGCAGCCAGCGUGCGAUGGACAUUGAGGACACGGAGACGAGCAUGGAGCAGACGCGCAAGAAGUACCAGGCCGAGUUUGCGACACUCACCAAGGAGCUCGAUCUGGCGCGUGAGGAGAAACUGUUCAAGCAGGCCGAGAUCAGCCGCCUGCGUGACGAGCUGGAGGAGCUUCGGUCCAAGUGGGACGACGAAGUGCUCAACAGCUCGACGUGGGCCAAGGAGAAGACGCGCCUGGAGACGACGCUGUCGGACGUCGUGUCGUCGCGUGAUGAGGCCGUGCAGGCUCACAACGAAGCACAAGGCCGCAUUGUCAACCUGCUCUCCCAGGUGCGCACGCUGCGGUCAGCCGUCGACGAGGUCACCUCGGAACGCGACUCGCUCGUACGUGAGAAGCGUAGCGUCGAGGCGCGUCUCGAGGAGGCCAAGACCGGCCUGGAGGAGCUCGCCGCCCGCGGCGCCAGCCCGUCUCUCCGUGAUGCGGCCAACACCGACAAGGUCCUGUUGGAUCUCCGGUCCAGCCUUGCACAGCAAGAGGACAUUGCUGCGGCUGCUGUGGAGAAGAUGCGCCGUGCCGAAGCUCUUGUUGCCGAGGUGCAAAAGGACAUGACAGCGGAGCGGGAGGCGAGCGCCAAGCUGCAAGAACAGAAGACAUCGCUGGAGAAGACGCUCAGUGAGGUGCAAGUCAAGCUGGUGGACCUCGAGACGAAGGGCUACUCAAGCGCCAGCCAAGACAUUAAGUUCUUGAACAAGCGCGUUCAAGAGCUUGAAACGCAGCUGGAGGCGCAUGAGCACGAGCAGGCGCAGUCCAACCGGUCGGUCCGUAACGUGGACCGGAUUGUCAAGGAUCUGCAGGGCCAGCUAGAGCGCAAGGAGAAGCAGAAUGGGCAGCUGCAGGACGACGUGACGCGGAUGCGCGACAAGGCCGAUAAGUUGCUGAAGACGAUUGACGAGCUUCAGGCGUCGGAGUCGAGCAUCCAGCUCACGGCGCGGCGGGCCGAGCGCGAGCUACGGGAGGAGAAGGAGAAGGCUCUGCGUCUCGAGCGGGAGCUGGACAGCUGGAAGAACUUGGGUAGCGGCAGCAGUGUGAGCGGUGGCAGCAUUGCUGGUGGCAGCAUGCGGCGGACGGGCACACAGAACACGUUCCGGUCAUCGGUCUUGGGUCACACGGCGUCAACGGCGACUGCACGCACGGCACUGUCUGUGGUCUCGUCCGCGCCCUCUACGACAUCGUCGGCAACGGACCCGGAACUGUCGCCGGACAUUCCUAAGCGCAAGAGCAGUAUUGGCCGCGCACGGGCCCCGAGUAUGACCAAGGGUUUCUUGUAG
This is a messenger RNA of Sporothrix schenckii 1099-18, 7386 nucleotides long. RefSeq names its product myosin heavy chain. The record is from RefSeq and is a predicted model, not a curated record. Gene Ontology annotation, biological process: vesicle transport along actin filament; actin filament organization. Gene Ontology annotation, molecular function: actin filament binding; ATP binding; microfilament motor activity. The transcript has 3 exons. Lineage: Eukaryota; Fungi; Ascomycota; Sordariomycetes; Ophiostomatales; Ophiostomataceae. The coding region runs from base 1 to 7386 and encodes 2461 amino acids. Gene Ontology annotation, cellular component: myosin complex; cytoplasm; actin cytoskeleton.